ACAUCACUUAGCCUACGUGGGAAGGACACGAGUGGGGACGUCUGCAGCGCCGCUCACUUUCUGAUGGAGACGCAACCAAACCGUUCAGAGCACGUUUGGAAGGAUCUGUCUGCUGCUGUUAAGAGCAGCAUCAAAUGAAAACUGCCCCCCCCCCCCCUCCCAUUUGCAUCCCUUGUGCACUCGCUGGGAACAUCCUUCCUGCGCGCAGAAGCGCGCGCUCGACGCAAAUCUGCUCACCGGCGCGGCGCAGAAAGCUCCCGACACAGAGACAGUGAUCCCCGGCUUUGCGCCCCUGGAUCUUUGCGCAGAGGACCCCAGCUUCCUCUGUCAUCCCCGCAGAGCGCAGAGGCUCCUUCUCACCUCUGACUCUGUGCUGAAGGCGCUCUUUUCACCACUGUGCUCCUGACGGGGUGACUGAACCCUGAUUCCUGCAAAGACCGGCUCAAGGUCUGGAAAGUUACAGCGCGUCAUGGAGCACGAGCGUAAACUUUAAAAGCCCGUUGUUGUUAUUUUUUGGGGGUUAAACUGCUUCUUUAGAAGUCUUGGUCCUUUUAGAAUGAAAUCAGGCGCGUAAAAAGGCUCCGCUGCUCCGCAGGUAUUGGGAAAGAAAGGCGACACAGACGGACCAAGUCGUGAUCUGUGCGACGGAUUGUUCUGAGGGGGACGGAGGGGGAAAGACUGGAUGAGAUAACAUGGGUGCACUUUUGUGUGAUGGACGACUGAGGCACAUCCUCUUCCCUCUGCUCCUCCUCCUGCGAGCUCCGCUGUUGUUCAGCUUCGGGGAGCGCACCUGCCCCAACAGCUGUCGCUGCGAGGGAAAAACUGUCCAUUGUGACUCUUCUGGAUUUUUAGAAGUGCCAGAAAACAUCUCGGUGGGCUGCCAGGGCCUUUCUCUGCGCUACAAUGAACUUCACACCCUGCUACCCUAUCAGUUUGCUCACCUCAGCCAGAUUCUUUGGAUUUACCUCGACCACAAUCAGAUUUCAGCUAUUGACAGCAGAGCAUUUCAAGGGGUUAGGAGGUUGAAAGAGCUAAUACUCAGCUCUAACAGGAUCACAUCCCUACACAAUUCAACAUUUCAUGGCAUCCCCAAUCUUCGCAGUCUGGACUUGUCAUUUAAUAAGCUUGAAAUCCUGCAACCUGGUCAAUUUCAUGGUUUACGUAAACUGCAAAACCUUCACCUGCGCUCCAAUGGUCUCUCUAAUAUCCCGAUUCGAGUUUUUCUGGAGUGUCGAAGUUUAGAGUUCCUAGAUUUGGGCUACAAUCGGAUCAAGGCUCUUACCCGCACCACUUUUUUGGGGUUACAGAGGCUGAUGGAGUUGCAUCUGGAGCACAACCAGUUCACAAGGAUCAACUUUUUUUUGUUUCCCCGCUUAGCCAAUCUCAGGUCACUCUACCUGCAGUGGAAUCGCAUUAGAGUGGUCAAUCAGGGCCUUCCUUGGAUUUGGUAUACCCUGCAAAAACUGGACCUAUCUGGAAAUGAAAUUCAGACCCUGGACCCAGCUGUGUUCCACUGUUUGCCCAACCUUCAAGUCCUGAACUUGGAAUCCAACAAACUGUCCAAUGUGUCGCAGGAGGCUGUGUCAGCGUGGAUCUCACUCACCUCCAUAAGCUUAGCUGGCAACAUGUGGGAUUGUGGAACUGGCAUUUGCCCAAUUGUAGCUUGGCUGAGAAAUUUCCGGGGCAGUAAAGACACUACAAUGAUAUGCAGCAGCCCCAAGUAUAUGCAGGGAGAAAAAAUCAUGGAAGUCACACGGAACCAUGCCAUUUGUGAGGAAACUGAUUAUGUUUUGACGGAAACACCUUUACCUACACUGGAGCUAACUUCUGAGGGCACUGCUGAACCAACCUUUGCCCCCACUACCAGCUCUCCACCAAUGCCACCAACCAACACUUUGGGCCCCCUCUCUCCUUUCAGACCUCGACCUAUUCCUCACCCUACCUUUCCUGGGCAUAUGAGCAAAAAUCCCAGAGACUCACCAGUGCGCACUCGACCUACUCACAGACCCCCCCCAGUGAUCGAGCAUAUGACUCUGCACAAAGUAGUGGUGGGUAGUGUGGCCCUCUUCUUCACCAUGUCCCUAAUCUUGACAAUAAUUUAUGUACUGUGGCGGCGCUACCCAGGUGCAACUAGGUUGCUCCAGCAGCGAUCCAUGGUGGGACGAAAGCGCCGCAAAAAGAGUCCGGAACCAGAACAAAACCUCAGCUCCCAGCUUCAAGAGUAUUACAUGAGCUACAACCCCGCUGCCACCCCAGAAGCAUUGGAGGUGCUAGGCAACGGCACUGGUUCCUGCACCUGCACAAUUUCUGGCUCCAGGGAGUGUGAGAAUGAAUACACGUGUCCACGCCCUUUACCUGGUGCUUGGCUGGGAGAUGUGCACACUAUCCACUAACUCUCAAAGACAAAGCGUGUUGGAUUGUGCAUGGACCAUACUGAAACAGGGAAAAGGGCAAUGAAGCCCAUGAGGACCCAACCAUUUAAAUUCAAAGACACAUUGGAGUUGCACUCCAUGGAAGCAAAGACAACAAUGGACCAAUGCAGGAUGAUGAUCAUUUUUCUUUUUCUUCUGAUUUCCUAAUGGUUUUUUUUUGGUUUUGGUCUGUACUCCACUGCUUUCCUACAUCCCAUCAUGCUCGGUUACAAUGCAACUUCCGGCAGUGACAGUUUUUUACAAUAUGCAGUCCCACUGACUGAAGACCAACAAUGCCUUGGAAAAGGACUUAUAAGAAUUAAAAGCCGAUUACAAAAUAUCACAGGAACAUUUUCUAAGACUUGAAAAGGAAAUGGAUCCCUGGGAACAAGGCGUUGUACAAAUGUGUAAAAGCACUGAAUCAUUGAUGGAACUGCCAAGGACGUGUAUCCCUGCCUGCUCUGCGGUUAUAGCUGUUUAAAAUAUGAAGAUGGUUUGCAUAUUUUGAGUUCAUCUAAAGCAUCAUUCUGUAACCUUUCAAUGCUGUUUUUUUAUGAAGGAUGAACUACACAAGUCGCAGGAAUCAUCCAAUGGAAUAUUGUUUCAGGCAAACUAACCCCCCCCCAUGCCGACCAAUGAAUUUUGUGAAGUUUUUAGAUGUCACUUUGCUUUUCUUGUAGAAUAUUUUUAAGUGUUUCUGACAAUACUCAAAUUUUGAUGUGGUUGAGACGUAAAUGAAAGGGGGCGGAGACUCAAGACAAUGGAAAAGUGUUUCUUAUGUUUUUAUUUCUGUGAUAUUAAUGUUCCUUCUGAAGAAAAAGUGUUUCUGUAACUUUCAGCACCAAAUACCAAAGAGCCUAUAGAUAUUCUCGGCUUUUGGCUCAUCCAAACAUCGUACAUAAAGAAUCCAGGAUUAAUUUUGUUCUGAGAAACCCAUGACAGACCAGAGGGAGCCUGGACUUCUCCAUCCAGCAGUGCUCUUUGCCAGAACAGCUUCUUUCUGUGUAAAGUGUCUGUCCUUGUGAUCUUGCAAUGGCGGGAAAGUCUUGUCUGAAUGCUUACUCUGGGCACUACUUUACAUUGUAAAACAUUUGUCAAAGACAUGCUUCACUUUCCUACCCUCCAAAACCCCAGCCUGUUCCUGCCCCCACCUCCCCAGCAAAGACUGCAAAUGUGUGGCUCUGCGUGUGCUUGUGUUAGUUUGUGAAUCCAACGGACCCCCCCC
Oryzias latipes (Japanese medaka) is the source of this 3636-nucleotide messenger RNA. RefSeq names its product leucine rich repeat transmembrane neuronal 4 like 1 (gene lrrtm4l1). Gene Ontology annotation, molecular function: protein binding. The record is from RefSeq and is a predicted model, not a curated record. NCBI's taxonomy places the organism in Eukaryota, Metazoa, Chordata, Actinopteri, Beloniformes, Adrianichthyidae.